CCGGCGCGCCGCCAAAGCCUUCCUCAAGCUGGGCCUGAAGCGUUUUCACGGAGUGGGGAUCAUGGGCCUGAACUCAGAGGAGUGGGUCAUCGCCAGCAUUGGGGCCAUCAUGGCAGGGGGCUUCUCUGUUGGCAUCUUGUCCUCCAGCUCCGCGAAGGCCUGCCAGGUCAUUGCCGAGAACACAGAGAUGGACUUCUUCGUGGUGGACGACAACAGGCAGCUGCAGAAGGUCCUUCAGAUCCAGGGCUCCCUGAAGCAUCUCCAGGCCAUUGUCCAGUACAAGGAGGACCUCCAGGUGAAGCAGGAGAACCUGUAUUCGUGGAAAGGUUUCCUGAACCUUGCAAAGGCCGUCCCAGAUGACACGCUGGACAAGGUCGUCGACUCCCAGAGGCCCAACCAGUGCUGUACCGUGGUGUACAGCCUGGCUUCCACGGGCCCCUCGAAGGCCGUGAUGCUGAGCCAUGACAACAUCACCUGGACCACAGCGGCCACCAUCCAGAGCCUCUGUUACAAGUGCCCUCCAGAGGGCCAGGAGGUCCUCGUGAACUACCUCCCUCUCAGCUACAUCGGGGCCCAGAUCUUCGAUAUGUGGGUGGCCAUCUCAGUGGCUGGAGCCCUCUACUUUGCCCAGCCGGACGCCCUGAAGGGCUCUCUGAUGGACACACUGCGGGAGGUGAGGCCCACCACCUUCUGCGGUGUCCCAUGGAUGUGGGACAGGAUGUAUGACGCCAUGAAGACCAGACAGCUCGACUCUAGUGGCUUCUGGAGGAUGAUCGACAAGUGGGCCAUGAGGCUUGGACUCCAGACCAACAGGAGGCGGAUGUCUGGGCACGUUCACCCCCCGCUGUGCUUCCGCCUGGCCAAGAAGCUGACCUUCGACGGCGCCAAGAAGGCCCUCGGCCUCGACCACUGCCAGCAGUUCUUCAGCAUGGGCCUGGGGCUGUCCAGAGUGACCCAGGAGUUCUUCCUCAGCCUCGACAUACCCAUCUUCCAGCUCUACGGCCUGACCGAGUGCACGGGUGUCCACACGCUCUCCAGCUACGAGGCCUUCCAGGUGCUGAGCUGCGGGAAGGGGCUCCCCGACACACACACCAAGGUGCCGGAGGAAGAUGAGAACAAAAUCGGGGAGAUCUACCUCUGGGGCCGGAACAUCUUCAUGGGCUACCUCAACAACAAGGAGGGCACGGAGAAGAAGAUGGACAGCCACGGCUGGCUGCACACCGGGGACCUGGGUUUCCUGGAUGACAGCGACUUCCUCUACGUCAUGGGCAACAUCAAGGACACCAUCACCCUUAGUUCGGGCCAGAAGAUCCACCCGACGCCCAUCGAGGAGCGGGUGAAGCUGAGCAUCCCCAUCGUGCGCUAUGCAGUGGUGGUGGGCCAGGACGCCCCCUACCUGUGCGCCCUCCUCACGCUCAAGUGCCAGAUCAAUUCCGAGACGGGGGAGCCUCGGGACGUGCUGACCAGCGAGGCCGUGGCCUUCUGCCGGAAGCUCCGCAGCCAGCCCACCCGGCUGACGGACAUCAUCCUCGACCGCGACCCGCUCGUCUCGGACUUCAUCAGCCAGAGCAUCGAGGCCAUCAACAGCGAGGCCUCCUCGGACGGCGCCAGGAUCGUCAAGUGGACCAUCCUGGACACGGACUUCUCUGUGGGCGGCGGGGAGCUGGGGGCAACCAUGAAACUGAGGCGGGCGGCCGUGACCAAGAUAUACCAAGAGGAGAUCGAGAGCUUCUACAAGGACGACUAACGGCCCUCGGGGAAGGCAUCUGGGCCCCACGCUCCGCAGGAGGAGCUGCGACGCACCCUUACCCCACACGGACCCUCUAUGGCACCCUCGAGCCCGUUCUCGGAGGGAGGGAGACCGCGCCCACCCUGGAUUGAACCCGCGUGCCCCUCCCCGGGCACACGCUCGCAGGUACUGUAAUAAAAACUGCUUUUCCAAAGGACUUGCUGGCCCCUGGGG
Tupaia belangeri chinensis (Chinese tree shrew) is the source of this 1963-nucleotide messenger RNA. Its product is annotated as long-chain-fatty-acid--CoA ligase ACSBG2-like. NCBI's taxonomy places the organism in Eukaryota, Metazoa, Chordata, Mammalia, Scandentia, Tupaiidae. Gene Ontology annotation, molecular function: long-chain fatty acid-CoA ligase activity. Gene Ontology annotation, cellular component: membrane; endoplasmic reticulum. The transcript has 12 exons. The coding region runs from base 62 to 1747 and encodes 561 amino acids. The record is from RefSeq and is a predicted model, not a curated record.